AUGAGUUUUCUUAAAUACGACUUAUUUUCUUCUAAAUUCUACAUGAAUGUAGGUGGGUAAUAGAUCAGAAAAGGUACAGUUUUCGGAAUGCUGCUAUCAAUACUCAUUAUUGGACUAGCUUCUGCUUAUUUUAUUUACAUCCUUUAUUAGUAUUUCACAAAUGGAAUUGAACCUAAUUACAGGGAGCAGAGCUUCAUAACUCAACAAAAAAUAGAUAUUGAAUUAAAUAACAACUUAGUUGGGUUCAGGUUUGAGUAUGAUGUCAAUAAGAGUAUUUAGCAAUUAGAGGCACAAUAAAAUAAGACCUAUUUAGUUUUCAUUGCUCUAUUUUUUUACUACGAUAAUGACUUUUAUCAAAAUAUUCCAUUAGAUAUAAUUUAAUGCACUGAUGAAAAUCUAAUCGGAUAUUACUGCUUAGACUACUCUAAAAUAGCUAACUACACUUUAACGCUCAGUACAAUUGAUAAUAUUCAAUCUCAGAUAUAAGUUUUCUCAUAUGGAUGUUUAGAUUUAGAUUAAUUAAAGACAACUAUUCCUGAUAAUUGUGCAACAUAACCAGAGAUCGAUAGUAUUGUAAAUGGUGUAAAUGCAGGUUAACGAAUGAAAUUUUACACUUCUUAAUAUAACGUCACUUCUCAACAAAUAUAAAUUAAUUAUAGAAACUCUUUUGUUUAUACUUUAGCCACUUAGUAUAUUCUAAGUACUUUUAGGACAUAGAAGUAAAUCACUUCAAUUAAAGAAGGCUUUUUUGUUUAAUCUUAAACAAGAUUUACUUCUCCAAUUUAGUAUGAAUUAUAAAAUUAAGUUUUAGACAGAUAAUAUGCACUGACUCAAGUUGGAGAAGGCCCGUUCAUUUAAAUUAGUGUUGAAAUGGAUGAAAUUGUGCAGCAAAUUCAAGUUUAGUAUUCUACUCUACCUUAAGUCCUUGCGCAGGUUAAUAGCACUAUAGCAGCUUUGAUGCUCUUAGGUAUAAUAGGAAAGCAGUUUUCGUAGAGUUCUUUAAGAAACGAUUUCUUAAUGAUUCUACUGAAAAAUGUAUUUUAGGAGAAGUACUUUGAGAUUUUAAGAAAUAAUAAUUUUCUUGAAAUAAAAGAUUUAGAUAAUAGAAAUAAAAUCUAUUAGAAACAUUUGUCAUAAAUGUAAAUUGAAGAAAAUCUUGAGAGAUAAGAGAAAGAUGAUAAUUAAUUUAUUAGUAUCCCAACGAACAAUUAUAAGUUCAAAUAAGAAGUAUAGGUAAAUAAUUAAUCUGAAAUGAGCAACAUCCUAAAAUUAUAAGAAUUAAACUAAGAUGAAAUAAAAUAAGUAGAUACUACUUUUACAUAAAAAAAGCAGGAUUUUCCUGAAAUUGAUUUGUCCUAAAGAUACAAUUUUUCAGAUAAAAAGUCAUAAACAGAGUAAUUUAAUAUUUAGAGUUAUGAAAAUGCUAAAAUUUAAAAUGAAAAUGUGCAUUAAUAUUAAGACUAAAUAUAAUCUACAAAUAGAUAUUUUACUGAAAAAAGUAAAUUGUAAAAUAUCACGUUUAUGACUAUGCUUUCAAAUGUACCCAUAAUUAAAAAGAGUAAUUUUACUGGUGAUUAUUCUCCAAACAGAUUUAAAUGUAAAAAUUUAGAGUAAAAAAAUGACACCAAUAAACAUUAUUCUAUGAAAUUUGUUGCAUUAAAAGAUAAAAAAAUAUCUGAUAAAAUAAAAACAAUAGUCUUUGGAGCAAAGCUUUGUAACAAAGAAAACUUUUUAAAAUCAUAAGGACUCAAUAAAUAAUCAUUUAAGAUUAUUAAGAGUCAGAUUGAUAAAGACUUAGAUAUUUUGGAGUUAUACUAAGACAUUAUAUUCUUAAAAAAAGCGAUCAUGAUAUUAUUUACAACUGAUUAGUUAGCAGCUAUCAGAUUGAUUGGAUGUUCAUCAAGUUUUCUCGAUUCUCAACUUUUAGAUUUUGAAACUCAAAAAGACAUUAGUCAUUAUGAAAAAUAGUUUGCAAUAUCCUUAUCAGAUGAACUCUAAUAUAAAUAUGUUAAUAAGUUCUUAAAGAGAUGUUAAGAGAGUGAAUCAAUUGAUUAACUAGAUGAAAAAAUAUUAACUUCAAUGUAUAAAUAAGGUCUAUCUUGA
Messenger RNA from Tetrahymena thermophila SB210, 2103 nucleotides. Its product is annotated as AMP-binding enzyme family protein. The transcript is spliced from 3 exons. Lineage: Eukaryota; Ciliophora; Oligohymenophorea; Hymenostomatida; Tetrahymenidae. The record is from RefSeq and is a predicted model, not a curated record.